Molecule: messenger RNA, 1251 nt
Organism: Protopterus annectens (West African lungfish)
Lineage: Eukaryota; Metazoa; Chordata; Ceratodontiformes; Protopteridae
Exons: 5
Coding region: 191-976 (261 amino acids)
Source: RefSeq, a predicted model, not a curated record
AUGACGCAGGACUAAGACCUUGCAAUACGUGGAAAUUAUUCAUAGGUCUGUUUCCUGCGCAAUAUUACAAUUUAGUAAGGUUAUUGUGAACAUUCCCUCCCCAAUCUGAUAUAUCCGUCCAACAUACUUAUUUACUGCAGGACCCACCCGGACACAGUUACAAAUGCACUAAAUAUUUUUUUCACCGCACAUGAUGUAUAUUACUGGGUUUUUAAUUUCUAUAUAUUUCGACGUUACAGCAGGAUCCCAACUUAAAAAUUGCUGUACUUCCUGGAAGCCACAAGAGCAUGAGCCAUCUGUAAUAGUCAAAGAGGAAAGGAACUGCAUCACUCUGUGCUGUGCCUGGGAUAUAAAUGACACCUCUCAGGGGCCUAAUGGUAUUUAUGUCAAAUGGUUCAGGAAUGCAAGCAUGAAACUACUUGUGGAAUUGAACCCAGAUGGAGUUUCCCCGGCAGAGGGAUUCACAGGAUGGGCUUAUUUGUGUGAAGAUACCUUACAUCACAUCAGUGCUUUACAAAUCAAUGACUCUCAGGUCAAUGAUACAGAUAUAUACUGGUGUGAAGUUAUUCUUGAAGAUGAAUUUGAUCAGAAAACCAAAACUGGAACAAAAAGUAACUUAACUGUAACAGAAUCUCUAGUAAAAAGCAACUCCACUCCUACGUGUCACAAUGAAGAGAUACCUGAAGUAAAGGAUCAUCAACCUAACAUGUGGCAUGUAUUUCACAGAGUACUUUCAUAUGGAGCAGUAGCUGGUGCUGUGAUUGCACUGUCAGUGGUUUGUUUUUGCUUGAGGGAGAGAGGUUUGUGCCCGCCAUGUAAGAAGACUGUUGACCAUACAAAUAAGGCAUCUAUCCCUGAUGGAGAAAAUGGGUUGACAUAUGCUGAUCUUGUUUUUGGCCAAAGCAGCAAAAUGAAAACUCAAACAGAAAGGGACAGUAGUAUGAAUCAUUGUGACUAUGAUGUUGUAGCAACAUGAAGAAAAACAUAUUUUAGUAAAGAAUGUGGAAUGCACUCAAAGUCACUGAAACAAGAGAUGAUACAGACAUUUCAUAUUGUUUUUUACCACAUUCUAGACUUCUUUUGUGCCAGAACCCAUUUAAAAUAUUUACAUUUUCGGUUAUCUUGACAUACUAUAUUUUCUAAAGUUUUGUACACUGCAGUGUGUCUGUAGAGUUAUAAAACUAUAAUAUUUCUUUUAUAUCUUUUUCCAAGUUGUGCAAUAAAUUUAUUUUGCUUUCCCAUUUUCUGCCA